Molecule: messenger RNA, 264 nt
Organism: Prunus armeniaca (apricot)
Lineage: Eukaryota; Viridiplantae; Streptophyta; Magnoliopsida; Rosales; Rosaceae
Source: the annotation of a GenBank genome assembly
AUGGGAGUUCCGAAGGAGCUUGUUUUCGGGGUAGAUUAUUUGGAGCCCAAUAGGAUUACCGAGAAGGAGAUUGCGAAAUUCCGUGCCGAGUAUUUCAUACCAGAUUCGGUAGGGAUGAGGAUCCCAAAGCCUACCGAAUUUCUAAGCAAGCUGAAGGAUGGCGAAGUCGUCUUUUUCACGGACGUACUUCUCCAAGGGGUGAGGCUUCCUCUGCAGCCCGCCGUCCAGAGGAUCCUUGCGCAGAUAGGCUAUGCUCCCGGCUAG